GGGGGAGCUGUGUUUUCGGGGGACAGUUCUACACAUGCUAAUGCAGCCCCCCUGCUCCUCAUGCAGAAAUGAAGCUGAUUGGCUGCUCGGUGCAAUGAGGAAACGACUACUGAAUAUUUGUAGCUCAGAGCCACAAGUAUAGAAAUAGCAGCUCCACUUCCUCUCAGCACUGACACCAGUACUUUUGUCUCUCUGCACCAAAACAUGUCUGAUCCGUGUGACUUGGAGAAGGAGAUCCGGCCUCUCCCCAUAUCAGAAAUCAAACAUGAUAGGGUGGAGCGUGUGACCACCAUGUUGUUAGUCCUCCUGCUUCUCAUCUGUGUCCUCCUGCAGCUGCUGAGUAUUGGCCUGCGACUCACAAUGACCAACCCAGAGCUGCUGGGAGAGAACAGACAAAUCACAAUGUGGCCCUUCUGCACAAUAAACAGGACAGGUAAGUGCUACCUUGUUCCCAUAGCCCAUAGCUGGGACACCCGUGUUUGGGUGCUCUAUCUUAAUAUAGAUUCCUAUGAGAUAAUCAUCAGCAGGGGAUGGAACGGGAGCUUGAGUCCUUUCUGCAGCAGUUACAGCAGCACAAGAUACAACUGCAGCCAUACCCCGAGUCUGUACACGGCACUGCUACUCCCAGCUGAGAAUGUUACAGGGAGUAGGAGUCUGACCCUCGGGGAUGGGCUGCACUAUGGCAGCUUCUACAAUGCUCCCCUGAGCCCACAUCAGAACUACACGGUGUACCUGAGAGUCACCAGCACAUGGAAGCAGGUGAAUAAAUCCUCCUGCACCAGAUUUGAUCCCUUCCUCAUCGCAGGAAACCAGCCCCUCCCACCUACACUGAUUGGAGGACUUGCAGGGGGCGGGGCCCUACUGCUGCUCCUGGUGGUCCUGCUGGCCUUCUGCAAGCUGGGAUUGGUCAGAUCUGCAAUGUGUCAGUCUUCUUUUGGCCUGUCCAAUUGGAUCCCAAUGGGCAACAGAAAUGCUCAUGGUAAGAAGAAGAGAGACAUUCCAGUCGAUGAUCUACUUGAGGUUGUAAAAAGGUUUCGGAAUGAGGAGCUGUUGGUCAAUAAAGAGGGUGAUGAGGAGAAUUCCAACAUGUUACCUGUGGGGCGUCCCAAGGAAUACAAGGAACUGCCCUCGGGCCCCUUGUACCCCUGUGCCGCUGCCUCAUCUGAGCAGAACAAAACUAAGGACCGAUACAAAAAUGUUAUCCCUUAUGAUAACUGCCGUGUGAUUCUGCGCUCAAACCCCUCAGGGUCGGAUUAUAUCAAUGCCUCGUACAUAGAUGGAUACAAAGAGCCCAAAUUCUUCAUAGCUACCCAAGGUCCCCUCCCAGAGACGUUGGCAGAUUUCUGGCACAUGGUUUGGCAGGAGAAGAGCUCAGUCAUUGUGAUGCUGACGGCUUUAGAGGAGCAGAACAAGGUAAAAUGUGAGCGUUAUUGGCCAGAAGAGAUCCAGACAUAUGGAGACAUCAGAGUUUCAGUAGAAAGUACGAGCCAGACAGGAGCUUUCAUUAGCCGCAGCUUCACCCUACAGAAGGUGGGAGACUCAGCCCAAAGGACAGUAGAGCAUCUGCAUUACCUGCAAUGGCCGGACCAUGGAGUUCCCAGUAAGCCAUCUGGGCUUCUGCAGCUGAUGGACCAGAUGAAUAAGUGCAAGCUUCCCGGGUCAGGCCCAGUUAUAGUGCAUUGCAGUGCAGGGAUUGGUCGGACGGGGACGCUGCUGGCGCUGGACAUAUUGCUGAAGAGGGCACGGGCCGAGGGCAAGGUGAAUGUGUAUGACUGUGCCCUCCAGAUGCGCAGGAGACGACCCAAUAUGAUACAGAACCAGGGUCAGUACAUGUUCCUGUAUGACGUGUUGCUGGAGACACUUGUGUGCAGUUCCACCAGUCUGCCAGUAGAGGGAGUCCUGACUCACAUGCGCCACAUGCAGACCCUGGAUCCUGGAACCAACACAUCCGGCUUCACCAGGGAAUUCCAGGCUGUGGAGAAACUAACAGAACUGUAUAGAAUCUGCUCGUACAGAGAAGCCCAUGAGAAUCACUGCAAGAAUCUUCAUCCCGACAUCAUUCCAGGUGAUCACUGUCGUCCAAUCCUAAUGUCUGUGAUGGACCAACAUGGCGCCCCUGGUUACAUCAAUGCUGUGUUUAUAAAUUCCAACAGCCAAGAGGAUCAGUUCAUUGUCACUCAGCUCCCCAAAUUGGAGACACUGCCGGAUCUCUGGUCCCUGGUGUGGGAUUAUAGAUGCACCUCCAUCAUUGUGAUGCACCCGGCGCAGGACAUACGGCGGCUUUGUCCGCACUUCUAGCCGGUGUCUGGGGAAUCAACUUACAGCAACUUCCAGGUCAAGAAGAUUUCCAGCCUAAGAGACAGCGGCUUCUCUGGGGCGACACUUCACUUGCAGCAUAAGAAAGAGCCCAUCCUUGAGGUGCAGCUGUGGCAUCUGGACUCUUGGCCUAAAGACAAACCUGUUCCACAGAACCCGGGGGCCAUCAUUAGCCUCAUUGGCAAAGUGGAGCGGCUGCAGCAGCAGGACAAAGAGAGUCAUGUACUUGUGAUCUGUAGUGAUGGGGCAACCCGGUCGGGCAUUUUCUGUGCUGGAAGUUUAAUAUGUGACCAGAUCCGCAGCGAUGGAUUCCUGGAUGUUUCCCAAUCAGUGAGAUCCCUCAAGAAACGGAGAAGACAACUUAUUCCUAAUGUAGAUCAGUACUCGUUCUGUUACUCACUGGCUAAGACUUAUUUGGACUCCUUUGAGACCUAUGGGAAUUUCCAGUAGAAUUCCGGAGCUGUUGGACAUGGGAGAGAACCAGGAACUGCCGGUCAGUCUGACCUGAGCCGCACUGCUGACAUUUAGUUCUGUAUAUCUAAAAUGUUCUAUAUAUUUCUAACCAAUAACAAAUAAUAUUGUAGAAAAUAAAGACAUUAAAUUAUAAUAAAGUUAUUUUAUGGAUUUAAUUAUAAGAUGUUGUUAAAGCCUUUAACUAAUCAGUGUAAUUGUCUCAUUAAUUCUGUUACAUGAACCUUUGAUUAAAUGAACAGAACCAGAUCCAAUGGCUGCAGUUCUUCC
Xenopus laevis (African clawed frog) is the source of this 3057-nucleotide messenger RNA. RefSeq names its product receptor-type tyrosine-protein phosphatase F-like. The transcript is spliced from 23 exons. Bases 205 to 2298 code for a protein of 697 amino acids. The record is from RefSeq and is a predicted model, not a curated record. Lineage: Eukaryota; Metazoa; Chordata; Amphibia; Anura; Pipidae.